AGUUUUGGUUUCUCUCGGACAACAUGCCACCAUCGGAGCCGGAAGUUCAACCCUUGUUGCAAGAGUUCCAGCAGUUGUUUUUUAUUUCAAAGAUCGUCGGUAUCCUGCCGCAGGACUUGGAGAAGUUUCGCUCACGAAAUGUACUGGAGAAGUCCCGAAGUGGAAUGGUCUAUAUGAUGGCCACUUUAGUGGUCUAUGUGCUGUUCUACAACCUAUUGAUUUACUCCUUCGGGGAGGAGGACCGCUCGCUCAAGGCCACACAAAGCACCUUGACCUUUGUGAUUGGCUUGUUUCUAACCUACAUUGGCUUGAUAAUGAUGGGCACCGACCAGUUGACGGCUCUCCGAAAUCAGGGAAAACUGGGCGAGCUGUACGAGCGCAUCCGGCUGGCGGACGAACGGCUGUUCAAGGAGAGGUGUGUGCUGGACAAUAGCUGCAUUGGCCACCGCAUCCGGGUUAUGCUGAUCAUGACGGUUCUCUUUGAACUAUCCAUUUUGGUGGCCACUUACAUCAAGCUUGUGGACUACACCCAGUGGAUGUCCGUGCUUUGGGUGAUGUCGGCCGUUCCCACUUUUAUCAAUACUUUGGAUAAGAUCUGGUUUGCUGUUUCAUUAUAUGCCCUUAAGGAGCGCUUUGAAGCAAUCAAUGCCACACUCGAAGAAUUGGUGAUGGCUCACGAAAAGUUCAAAAUCUGGCUAAGAGGAGAAUCGAAUAACACUCCGUCCUUGGAUAGCUCGCAGCCACCACAGUAUGACAGCAAUUUGGAGUAUCUGUACAAGGAACUCGGCGGCUUGGACUUGGGCUCCGUGGGGAAGGGUUCUGGGAUUGGAUCUGGUAAAAACAAGGUGGCACCCGUGGCCCAUUCCAUGAACUCCUUUGGGGAGUCUAUCGAGACAGCCUCGGACAAAUACCCAAGAAACCAUAUGGCAUCCAACAUGGUUCACGAAAGUGAGUUGGCAAACGUUUCGAAGGUGGAGGAAAAGCUGAACAACCUAUGCCAGGUGCACGAUGAGAUCUGCGAAAUAGGCAAGGCCAUGAAUGAGCUAUGGAGCUAUCCCAUCCUAUCCCUGAUGGCCUACGGGUUUCUUAUCUUUACGGCGCAACUAUAUUUCCUUUACUGCGCUACCCAAACUCAACCGAUUCCUUCGCUAUUUCGCUCGGCCAAGAAUCCUUUCAUUACAGUGAUCGUGUUGAGUUAUACGUCCGGAAAGUGUGUUUAUCUUAUAUAUUUAAGUUGGAAAACCUCGCUGGCCUCGAAACGGACUGGAAUCAGCUUGCACAAAUGCGGCGUAGUGGCUGAUGAUAAUCUUCUUUAUGAAAUCGUAAACCAUCUUUCACUAAAGUUGCUAAAUCAUUCGGUGGACUUCUCAGCAUGCGGCUUUUUUACCCUUGAUAUGGAGACCCUUUAUGGUGUUAGUGGCGGAAUCACCAGCUACUUAAUUAUACUGAUUCAGUUUAAUUUGGCAGCACAGCAGGCUAAGGAGGCCAUCCAGACGUUCAGCUCACUGAACGACACCGCUGUUUUGGUGGGCUCAGUCACGGAAAUGGAUAAUGGUAGCUCAACGCUGCACGAUCUGGUCUCCACCACCAUGCUCACACCUACGACUGGAUAGGGAUACAGCCUU
Messenger RNA from Drosophila bipectinata, 1625 nucleotides. RefSeq names its product Gustatory receptor 66a (gene Gr66a). Gene Ontology annotation, biological process: chemosensory behavior; male courtship behavior; sensory perception of taste. The record is from RefSeq and is a predicted model, not a curated record. Gene Ontology annotation, cellular component: neuronal cell body; axon; membrane. Lineage: Eukaryota; Metazoa; Arthropoda; Insecta; Diptera; Drosophilidae.